AUCGAAUAUUCCGCUCUGGAUAUUAUUGAUACCCAGUAAAGACUUGAAAAUUCACGGAAAGAUUGGUCAAGAAAGCAAACGAUUCCACGGCUUGCACCUUUGACAUUUCAGUCCCGAAUCCUUGUUAGUGUCACUAUGCCGAUCGGCAUCCAGCGGCUGAAUGCGAAACGUUCGCAUCCAAACGACCGGAUCAUCUUCAUCAAGCCUCUGAAAGGCCGCGAUGAAAAGAUUGCCCAGGAUUUCCUCGAAAGAAUUGCCGCACAAUGUUUACCGAUCAUGAAAGAGCACCACCUUUCGGUGAUGUCUCUGGAGCAGUACGAGUUCAACAGGGAGUUCGUGGGCAGGAAUUUCAACGCCGGUGAAAUCAUUCAGCUUGUGCUCAAGUCUCAAUCAGGACGAUGGCUACCAUUUGAGUAUGUUCAGAUGGUGAUGAUGCACGAGCUGGCGCACUGCAAGCAAAUGAAUCAUUCUAGAGCAUUCUGGGCAGUCAGAAACAAUUAUGCCGAGCAGAUGCGAGGGCUCUGGCAGCGAGGGUACUCUGGUGAAGGCAUCUGGGGUCGUGGUGCCCUGCUGGGAACGGGACAAUUCCAGAACAACGUCGCUCUUCCCUCUGAACCGCUGCCGGAGCACCUGUGUGGCGGCACAUAUCGCUCCCGUGGACGCAAGAGGAAGAUCAAGCCAAAGCUGUCCUACAAGGAGCAAAAGGAGCGCCGAAUCCUGAAGAAAUUUGGCGCCAACGGCACAGCCCUAGGUGCUGACGAGGAGACAAAAGUCAAGUUGGAAGGCGGCAAGCGCACGCAAGCAAAACCACGCGUGGCUGGGAGUGCUCGUGGACGUGAAUUACGAGCCGCGGCGGCGCUCGCACGAUUCGACCAGCCGAAAAAGGAGCCCGAAGAAGACAUCAAAAACGAGGUUAAGGAUGAGGAUAGCGGCGAAAGCGAGUACGAGGACGAUCCGGCGGACAUAACGAACGAAGACGCUGUCGACAUCGAUGGUAAGGUGAUCAAGGACGGCAAGGGCAGGGGCAUGAUCAAGGUCUGCGAAGACGAGAACCCCGAUGACCAGGACGCCCAGAACGAGCUACAAGAGUUACAGGCGUCGGUGAAGCAAUGGCGCCAGACGCAUCUCAAGUUCAAGCGCGAGCCCGUGGACGAAGCUGAAGCUUCAAGUGUGCCACCACCGAAUCGAGUAGCAGAGUUAUCGCGCAAGGAAGCACCGACGAUCCGGAGGCCAGAGCAAGAAGUUCCUCCUCGAGUCAAGGUCAAGGAGGAGCCGGACGACGAUCAGGAGGCGCCAAUUUUAGAUAUCGCGAGUGCAACCCCCACAAUCAAGAGAGAGGCGCGAGACAAACCCCGGUCAAUAGCAACCCGUCAUCCGAUCUCACCGCCCAGCGCGUCAUCCACGGUGUCGCCGUCGGCCGAGAGACAGAGGGUCACGGCCGCGACGACGGAGUCAGCGGCGAUAUCAGCGCCAAAGUCUAAUAGAGCUGCGGCCGCAGCGACAACGGCCGAAGAUGGACGAGAAAGUGAGACCGAGUCCAUCUGUGGAGUCUGCUCGUUUGCCAACUCUGCCCUGUCGAUAACGUGCGCCGUCUGCUCCCACGUGCUGGACCCGGCAAGCGUACCGAACGCCUGGCGCUGCGAGGGCGCCGCGUGCCAGGGCAGCCAGUAUCUCAACCCCGGUGACUUUGGAGUGUGCGGUGUCUGUGGGCAGAGCAAGCAAAAACAGCAAGGCUGAGUUUGGGUUCACGACGUGAUAAGGUUAGGAGUGACACAGGACUUUUGCAGCCAAAAGAGAUGAGUUCGAGAUGAUGACAAAUUGCGGCUAUUGCUAAUUGACCGAGGUCCACCGUAUACUGACAAACAAUUAGACAAGAAAAAGUAUGUACGGAUCUCUUGGGCAGGAAAAAAAGGAAGCAAACAAGUCAUGACUUUCAAUGAGGCGAUGAGCGCAUGUUAAUAUCGAAUUACUAUCCGCACCCUCGUCAACUGACUAAGUGACGGGCCGCCGACG
Colletotrichum scovillei is the source of this 2013-nucleotide messenger RNA. RefSeq names its product kelch domain-containing protein. The coding region runs from base 136 to 1737 and encodes 533 amino acids. The record is from RefSeq and is a predicted model, not a curated record. The transcript has 3 exons. NCBI's taxonomy places the organism in Eukaryota, Fungi, Ascomycota, Sordariomycetes, Glomerellales, Glomerellaceae.